UGCGCUUGAAUGCCUAAAAUUCAUUCACCAGCGUAGAAGCGCGCAUAAGCAAGUUGAACUUGUAGAUCAAGCCAGUAACAGUAGUACUUCUAACUUGUAGUUUUCAUAAAUCACACUUUUCACUCUCAUCCCAUAUACGUCGAAGAGAAGGAGGUCAAGAUGGUUCGUUACGCUUUCGACGACUCAAAGAUCACUGAAAAGACAUCCCGCUCUCGCGGUCAAUACCUCCGGGUACACUUCAAGAACACCCGCGAAACUGCUGCUGCCAUCAGUGGAUUGAAGUUGCAGAAAGCUUACACUUACUUGGCCAACGUCCAAGAGAAGAAGCAAUGCAUCCCUUUCCGUCGUUUCAACGGAAGUGUUGGACGUACCAACCAAGCCAAUGAAUUCGGAACCACCCAAGGUCGUUGGCCCGUUAAGUCCAUCAAGUUCUUGUUGAACUUGCUCAAGAAUGCUGAAGCAAACGCAGAGGGUAAGGGUUUGGACACUGAAGAAUUGGUUAUCCGUAACAUCGUUGUUCAACAAGCACCAAAGACACGCCGUCGUACAUACCGUGCCCACGGUCGUAUCAACCCUUACCAAGGUCACCCAUGCCACGUCGAAAUCCACUUGGCUGAACCCACCGCUGAAGUCCCAAAAGCUGAUUCAUUUGCUGUUACCCAACGCCUAAACAAGCGUCAACUUGCUCGUCAACGUAUCUCCAACGCUCGCUCAGGUGCACCAGCAGCUGUUACAGCCGCCUAAACGACUGAGAGCAGUUAAUACUCGUUGACGAACUUGCGAUAUGGACAGGGUUACCAGCUUUUGUAGAUUAUAGGCAUCAUUGCGAUGAUGCAAAAUGGGAACGAUGUCGGGUUCGUUACACUCAAAUGUGAUUAUUUCGAUUAUCGUUCCUUCUUGGUGAUCUCCGUUUUGCAGUUCGUUCAAUCUCGUUUGAAGGGUCUAUGGAUCCGAUUAUACGAUUUGUUGUAAUCCUUCAUCGUCUUUCAUAGCCCUUUAUACACACAUACAUUCUCAAAAUUCACAGCAUGCAUUAUGAUCAGGUCUGUGCGAAGGAAAAGUGAGAAUUGUUCAGAUGAUGAUCUUUAUCCGACAUGAGCGUAUCGAAGCCAUGAUUGGCUGUUUUAAAUAAGGUGUCAGUGUGGAAGAGAGGUAUUGAUUAGAAUAUACGAAAGCAGGUAUGUAACGUUAUAGACUUUGUGCGUCCGGUCUGUUCGAAUACAGAU
This is a messenger RNA of Meira miltonrushii, 1226 nucleotides long. Its product is annotated as putative RPL17A-ribosomal protein L17.e. Gene Ontology annotation, biological process: cytoplasmic translation. Gene Ontology annotation, cellular component: cytosolic large ribosomal subunit; ribosome. The record is from RefSeq and is a predicted model, not a curated record. The transcript has 2 exons. Gene Ontology annotation, molecular function: structural constituent of ribosome. Bases 160 to 744 code for a protein of 194 amino acids. Lineage: Eukaryota; Fungi; Basidiomycota; Exobasidiomycetes; Exobasidiales; Brachybasidiaceae.